CUUGAAUCAGCUGAUCGAGGAUAAUAUGUUGUCAGUUUGAAUGCCUCCUCCGAAUAAUUCUACUCCCGAAUCCCGAGUCUCCACCAAAGUAGCGGCACUGGAACCAACGAGCGAGGGUGAUAAGAUUCUCAGAGUAGAGAACCAUGGAGAACUCGCUUAUAAAGUCCAUGGAGGAAGCAUCGAGGCAGGACGGCGUGGUGGCCGUGGUUUGCGCCGAUAACGAUGGGUUUCCUGUACAAGUGAGAGGAAAAGUUCCUUCCCAAGCUGCCGGAGUCAUAACACAGAUGUGCGAACUGGCGAAACAGCUCGAUAUGCGAAGCACACCGACGAUUCAAUUGGAAACAGAAAAACUGAACGUAUUCAUCCAGAAGAAAGAUAUGGCCACCGUCGCUGUUUACAAACAGAAAGAAUGAGAGUAGCUCCCGAGGGGGGACUAUGUGAUCUGUGUAAUAAAGCCGUUAUUUUU
This is a messenger RNA of Galendromus occidentalis (western predatory mite), 466 nucleotides long. Its product is annotated as ragulator complex protein LAMTOR5 homolog. Bases 144 to 413 code for a protein of 89 amino acids. Gene Ontology annotation, molecular function: guanyl-nucleotide exchange factor activity. The record is from RefSeq and is a predicted model, not a curated record. NCBI's taxonomy places the organism in Eukaryota, Metazoa, Arthropoda, Arachnida, Mesostigmata, Phytoseiidae. Gene Ontology annotation, cellular component: lysosome; Ragulator complex; cytoplasm. The transcript has 4 exons. Gene Ontology annotation, biological process: cellular response to amino acid stimulus; negative regulation of apoptotic process; positive regulation of TORC1 signaling.